CCGUCAAAACCGGAAGUGUUGUGGUUGUGUAGUUAUGAUAUGUAAGCGGUGUGUUUAGCGCUGCUGGUUCAAUCUAACAUAUUUUUUUUUUACCUUUAAAAGAGUAGAACGAAGCCUCAGAAUGUCUGGGGGGACUCGUCUGGAAAACGCUAACCCUGUUAUUUUCCAGCGGUCGGGGGAGAGGCAGCUGACCGCGUCCGAGGAGGAUGAUGAUGUUCAUGACCCCAUCGACGACCGAGAAAUCUUCGAUCUGAUCAGAUCCAUCAAUGACCCAGAGCACCCCCUCUCUCUGGAGGAGCUCAAUGUGGUGGAGCAGGUCCGAGUAAAGGUGGAUGAUGCAGGGAGCACUGUGGGUGUGGAGUUCACUCCCACCAUCCCCCACUGCAGCAUGGCAACCCUUAUUGGUCUGUCAAUCAAAGUGAAGCUGCUGCGCUCCCUCCCUGACAGGUUCAAAAUUGACGUUCACAUCACCCCUGGAACUCACGCCUCAGAGGAUGCAGUGAACAAACAGCUGGCAGACAAAGAGCGAGUGGCUGCAGCUUUGGAGAACUCAUCGUUACUGGAGGUCGUCAAUCAGUGCCUUUCCACCAGGAGCGUCUGAGCCAAAAACCAGCUCUGUGUCAUCCUGCUUUGAGACACAUUUUGCACAAACAAAACAUGCAAGUAGCUAGCAGCUAGUUUUGGUCUGACUAGUUGUUCAGUCAUCUUGUUACAUAUAAAUGAAAACAGGUGUUCUCCACAGAAAAGUAUAGGGAUAUGAGGAAAAUAACACAAACUCAAAGAGUGAAAAAACACAUCUUUGAGUGAAAUGUGAAGGUCUUUGAUGUAAAAAGGUUAAUAAGAGUUUGAGUGACUUUGUAAAAUUAUUAAUGCUUGUGAAUUUUAUAAAGGAAAUGUACACAUUAAUUAAAUAAAAUGUUGAAAGUAUU
This is a messenger RNA of Sphaeramia orbicularis (orbiculate cardinalfish), 929 nucleotides long. RefSeq names its product cytosolic iron-sulfur assembly component 2B (gene ciao2b). Gene Ontology annotation, cellular component: cytosolic [4Fe-4S] assembly targeting complex. The record is from RefSeq and is a predicted model, not a curated record. Lineage: Eukaryota; Metazoa; Chordata; Actinopteri; Kurtiformes; Apogonidae. Bases 122 to 601 code for a protein of 159 amino acids. The transcript has 5 exons.